AUGGCAGCCUACCAUACAGUUUGCCUUCUAGACCACACCCAUUUGCCAGAAAUCAAUUUGCAAAUAUGCAGAUUAAAGGCUUCAGAAGCCGCUUCUUCAUCAUCAUCAAUAAGCCACAAAUUAAAUGGUCUUCAGGAUUUGCAUGAUUGCAUCAAUAAGUUGCUUCUGUUACCUUCCUUAGCCCAAGAGAAGCAUGAGAAAUCGUUUGAUGAGCUGUUGGACCGAUCUCUCAGGCUCUUGGAUCUAUGUAGCACUGCUAAAGAUGAAGUACUUGGCCUCAAGGAAGGCGGCAAAAAAGGCAGUGCAAAAGGCCUUGGGAGAUCUGAAGGUCAUGAAAAAAGAAAUGCUUUCUCUAACAAUGACAAUGAGAGCAUUCUAAAGGAGGUGGAAGCAAUCACUCUCAAUGUAUUUGAAUCUUUAUUGUCUUUUAUCUCUGGUCCACAAGCGCAAUCAAAGAUAAGUGGAUGGUCACUAGUUUCCAAACUAAUGCACCACAAAAAAGUGGCUUGUGUAGAAGAAGAAAUAGAAGCAAAUGAAUUUGCGAAGGUGGAUGCUUCAUUGCAGUUUCUCAUUGGUAACAAGACAUGCAAAUCUGAUUACAUGAAGCAAGUUGCAGAUUUGCAGAACCAGCUAAAGAACCUGGAGUUAUGA
Molecule: messenger RNA, 651 nt
Organism: Pistacia vera
Lineage: Eukaryota; Viridiplantae; Streptophyta; Magnoliopsida; Sapindales; Anacardiaceae
Exons: 2
Coding region: 1-651 (216 amino acids)
Biological process (GO): shoot system development; root development
Source: RefSeq, a predicted model, not a curated record